AUGUCGAUCUCGAAUCCGAUCUUCAUCGUCGACCCGCCCGCAGAGGUAGCUUCCUCGAAAUCCAGCGCAAGCGUGGCCCCCGCGCCAGUCGUGGAGCACGAAUUGGUCAUGAGAUCGAUGCAUUCGUACAUGAGCAGAAACCCGCGCCGGAUGUGUGAUGUACCCGUGCGCCUGCGAAAGUAUACCGUGACCGACAUGGCCCCCGACUGGGCCCUCAAAACGACCACCACGAUGCGCGAGCGUGGCGGGCGGGCCUGCCACGACUGGCUCAUGCACCACGCUCCCGACUACUGCCUGACUCCCGAAGAUCUGAGCGACCUCGCGAUCUGCCACUCGCUCACCUUCCACACCCGCACCGCGCUCGUGCGCUCGCAGUUCGGCGUGCCCGGCGCGGACACCGCACCGCGCACGCUCUACUUCUACGAGCGCGUGAGCGAGAUCGGGCCGGCCAGCAACGUGCACUUCGGGUACCACCCCGGCGUCGGCCGCGGCGUGCUCUUCUACGGGGGCGAGACGCACCGCGACGGCGUCUUCCGCUGGAAGCAGAUGCUCGGGCUGAACACCGUGCAAAUACACGCGUUCGGGUUCACCCCGGACGAGUGUCUGGUGCUGCGCGAGAUGGCCGCGUGUGCGACAGAGGCCGAGCGCGCGGAAUGUCGGUUCGACGAAGACCCCGACGACGAUGCGGACGACUGUGCGAUGGUGGAGGAGGACGAGCGGUGUGACUCGGACACGGAGUCGACUGCGUCGGGCGAGAGCGGUGUGGAGAGCGGCACGGACACGGACACGGACACGGACACGGACGACGACCCGUAG
Molecule: messenger RNA, 816 nt
Organism: Epithele typhae
Lineage: Eukaryota; Fungi; Basidiomycota; Agaricomycetes; Polyporales; Epitheliaceae
Exons: 5
Coding region: 1-816 (271 amino acids)
Source: RefSeq, a predicted model, not a curated record